UCUUUUCAUAAAUAUGGCUGAAAUUGCGGCUAUACACAACAUUGCACGUGUAUAUCUAGAGAUUCCAUCGUCUCUCUCUUGCUUGUGCCAAUUUCAUCCAUUCCCAUAGAUAUGUUGUUUACUAUGUAAUUGCAAAAUUGGUGAUUAAGCUGUCCAGCUUCUGCUCUUGAGAGUUGGGUACGUCAUUGUUGUCACAAUCUUUGCAUUUCACCUUGAUGUCUGGAGAUAAUAAAAGGGCCCCUGCAACACAUACAAUACAAAAUAGCAAACGUCCAUGUCUGUCUGCUACAAAUGCUGAAAUAAAAUUCAGGCGGCGUAAAAGAUAUAACGAAAUUUCUCCAACUAAAAAGGAGGAAUUAUUAUUGCAAAGGCGCACCAGAGAACUCGAUUCAAGGAGGCGUCUUGCACAAAUUUGUGCACCAAAUUAUUCUACGACAUCAACAUCUUCUGCAUCUAAUUCAACAUUUCAGCAAAACAGACUUCUUAUAAUAAGAGAUGUCUGCGUUACGGCAACACAAGCUACUACAUCUGAAGUUAAUAUAUCACCUGACACUUCUGCUAAAGGGAAAAGUUUACUUCAGCCAUUCUGCAUCUUCGAGACAGUGAAGUACUUUGCUAGCUUGAGAAGCUCUUUAGCUCCUGGAGUUGAUGCCUGGGCAAUCUCUCUGAAACAGAUGAUAAGCAUUGUAGUGUUAAUGGAUAAAAAGAGAUGGCAUUACAAAGCUUGUUGUACUGCCUUUAUAUCCUCAAUAUUCUAUCUCUACAGCUAGAUCGACUGUCCGUGCCCUUCAAAAUGUUUCCAACAUUCUAAUCAACGCAUCGGAGAGCAAACUCCAUGCACAAGAUUUGGAAUUUCAACAAAUUGCCCUUGGCCAAUGUUGAACAUGAAAGAUGGUUUUUUAGGUUUGUCUCUUCCUCCAUAAAUAGAAUAAUUGACAUCUGGAAGCUGUUUUGUAGCUCCUUUGUUUUCUUUUAUUAUACAAUAUUGGGACUUGGGGAGAUACAAGAAGGUAAUGUUUGGCGUGUAUCUAAGAAAUACGAAACUUGUUAUUCAAAAUUUCAGUUUUAUUUCCAGUUUCUUGAGCAUCAUUUCCUGUUAUUCAACUCUAAUGAAAAAGAAUUUGACUUAUUUUAGUUGUAUUUAGGCUUCUGUUUGUAAGUACUACAACCAGAAUACUACUAAAAGUGGUUGUGACUAAUGAUGUCCACGACGAUGAUUUUUGCUCACGGCUCACUGAUGUUCUUCUUGACUAAUCUUCUUGAUACCAAAAGACAACUCUACCCUUUAUGGUGCAAUUGCGAAUCUUGCUAAGCGUUAUCAAAACCUAAGAGUCUUAAACCUUUGUGGGUGUAUGAAAGCUGCAACUGAUAAGGCAUUGAAGAUAUAUGUCUUGACCUCUCAAAUGACCUAUAGAAGUACUAAACCGUUGCUUCGUCUGACUAAAAUAACUCUUAUUACUCCUUGCAGGCUAUUGCUUAUUACUGUAACCGAAUGCACACUGCAUGUAAAUCUAGGUUGGUGUGAUAAAGUUGGUGAUGAAGGGGUAAUGAGUUUGGCCUAUGGUGUCCUGAUCUCAGAGCCCUGGUUGUCUCCUUAUAACAGGAUACGUUAACAAGAGUGGAAACAUCAGUGAGCAGCAAAAACUGCAGGUCAGGUGUGACAAAAGACCAAGGACACUGCACAGGCAAUACAAAGCAAAGCGCGGGAAGGGAAACAAAUUAAUUAGCUUGAAUUUUAGUUGCUUUCUUUGAAGUCUUUUGUAAGUGUAACUUCGUCUCAAAAUUUCACAUUGCCUUUAUCAAUACAAUUAGCGAUACAUUCAAGUUUCA
This is a messenger RNA of Capsicum annuum, 1830 nucleotides long. RefSeq lists its product as uncharacterized. The transcript has 7 exons. The record is from RefSeq and is a predicted model, not a curated record. NCBI's taxonomy places the organism in Eukaryota, Viridiplantae, Streptophyta, Magnoliopsida, Solanales, Solanaceae. The coding region runs from base 216 to 770 and encodes 184 amino acids.